AUGAAGAAGAAAUACCUCUGUAACCCUGAUUACAGCUUCGAUAAAGUGAAUAGGGCCAGUAGCGCUUGUGGACCGAUGGUGAAAUGGUCUAUUGCACAGAUCAACUAUGCAGACAUCUUACAGAAAGUGGAGCCACUAAGGAAUGAAUUGCGUGCCCUUGAGCAGGAUGCGCAAAUGAACAAGGAGAAAGCUUUUGAUGUAGAGAAGACAAUCGAGGCGUUGGAAAAGAGUAUUGCACGUUACAAGGAAGAGUAUGCUGUUUUGAUUAGCCAAGCACAAGCGAUAAAAUCAGAUUUAGCCAACGUUGAGGCUAAAGUGAGUGAUAAUUUUCCUUUAAAAUAUAUGCAUGCAUAUUAG
Protopolystoma xenopodis is the source of this 357-nucleotide messenger RNA. The record is from the annotation of a GenBank genome assembly. Lineage: Eukaryota; Metazoa; Platyhelminthes; Monogenea; Polystomatidea; Polystomatidae.